GAUCUAUCAAUUCCUCUUUUCGCCUGUGUGCAGAUAGACGUCCGCUUUUUUUUUUUUUUUUAAAUUGUCUUUACGUGAAAAAAAAAAAAAAAAAACUCGUCAAGAAUUGACCGGUUUUAGCGGCGGAGGAGAGCCGCUAUAAUGGGUGUUUUUCACCGAAGUGGACUUUGUAUCUGUUUUGGUGCUCGCAGAUUGUGAUAGAGAGAGAGAGAGAGAGAGAGAGAGAGAGAGAGAAAACACACAACACAGUUCGACGCCCCGCUAGCUGCCGCUACCUCUCGCCACUGUCCCGUGGUGCUGGUGUCGUCUUCGGCAGGAGACCUCAAACGAGGGAUAUAUAAGGAAUCUUACUGGGGGGAAAAUUCCUAAACCGCAAACAUGUCUGGCUCUGUAAAAGUUGCUGUUCGAGUUCGGCCCUUCAACUCCAGGGAGACGAGCAAGGACUCAAAAUGUAUAAUUCAGAUGCAAGGCAACACGACAACUAUUGUCAACCCCAAAGCCCCAAAGGAACCAGCAAAGACCUUCAGUUUCGAUUACUCCUACUGGUCACACACUACGCCGGAAGACCCCAGCUUUGCUUCACAGAACCUUGUGUACAAUGACAUUGGCAAAGAAAUGCUGGCACACGCAUUUGAGGGCUACAAUGUCUGCAUCUUCGCAUAUGGCCAGACAGGAGCUGGCAAAUCCUACACCAUGAUGGGCAAGCAGGAGGAGGGGCAGGAAGGAAUCAUUCCCAUGCUUUGUGAAGAUCUAUUUGAGAAAAUCAACGAUGACUGCAACAAAGAAAAGCUCUCCUACUCUGUAGAGGUCAGUUACAUGGAGAUCUACUGUGAACGGGUGCGAGAUUUGCUCAAUCCCAAGAACAAAGGAAACCUACGAGUGCGAGAACACCCUCUACUGGGUCCCUAUGUGGAGGACCUGUCCAAGCUCGCAGUCACCUCAUACACAGAUAUCGCCGACCUGAUGGACGCAGGCAACAAGGCCAGAACUGUGGCUGCCACCAACAUGAAUGAGACCAGCAGCAGGUCCCAUGCUGUUUUCACCAUCGUCUUCACCCAGAAGAAACACGACAGUGAGACAGACCUCUCCACAGAAAAGGUCAGCAAAAUUAGUCUGGUAGACUUAGCAGGGAGUGAACGAGCAGAUUCCACUGGAGCUACAGGCACCAGGCUAAAGGAGGGAGCAAACAUUAACAAAUCUCUCACCACAUUAGGAAAGGUUAUCUCUGCCUUGGCUGAAGUGGAUAACUGCACCAGCAAGAGCAAGAAGAAGAAGAAGAGUGACUUCAUCCCAUACAGAGACUCUGUUCUGACAUGGCUACUGAGGGAGAACCUGGGCGGAAACUCCAGAACAGCCAUGGUAGCUGCCCUCAGUCCUGCAGAUAUCAACUAUGAUGAAACUCUCAGCACACUCCGCUACGCGGACCGGGCCAAGAACAUCAAAUGCAAUGCUGUCAUCAAUGAGGAUCCCAACAACAAGCUGGUGCGUGAUCUGAAGGAUGAAGUGUCUCGACUGAAGGAACUGCUCCGUGCCCAGGGCCUGGGAGACAUCCUGGACAUUGAUCCUAUGGGGGAUGAUUGCCCAGGAAGUGGAAUCAAAUACCUCAAAGACAUUCAGAACAAUAAGAAUAGAUACUUGGUAGCAUCAGAGAACCAACGGCCUGGCCAUUUCUCCACAGCCCCUAUUGGCUCCCUGACAGCGUCUCCAUCCUCUGGCUCACUGUGCAACCAGCUGGGUCUGCAGUCGGUCACCAGCAUCCAGGAGCGCAUCAUGUCCACACCUGGAGGAGAGGAGGCCAUUGAAAGACUCAAGGAAUCAGAAAAGAUCAUUGCCGAGCUCAAUGAAACCUGGGAAGAGAAACUGAGAAAGACUGAGGCAAUCCGCAUGGAGAGGGAGGCCUUGCUUGCAGAGAUGGGUGUGGCAAUCCGUGAAGAUGGAGGCACUUUGGGCGUAUUCUCUCCUAAAAAGACUCCGCAUCUGGUUAACCUGAAUGAGGAUCCUCUCAUGUCAGAGUGUCUGCUCUACUACAUCAAAGAUGGAAUUACAAGGGUGGGUCAGGCCGACGCUGAAAGACGACAAGACAUUGUUUUAAGUGGUGCUCAUAUCAAGGAAGAGCACUGCAUCUUCCGCAGUGAAAGGAAUGCCAAUGGACAUGUUAUCGUCUUGCUGGUGCCCUGCGAGGGAUCAGAAACUUACGUCAAUGGCAAGCGUGUGGAAGAUGCAAUCCAGCUUCGUUCAGGUAACCGCAUCAUUAUGGGAAAGAACCAUGUGUUCCGGUUCAACCACCCAGAACAGGCCAGAGCUGAAAGGGAGAAGACGCCAUCUGCCGAAACGCCAGUGGAGCCUGUGGAUUGGACCUUUGCUCAGAGAGAGCUUCUGGAGAAGCAGGGCAUCGACAUGAAGCAGGAAAUGGAGAAACGGCUCACUGAGAUGGAAAUCUUGUACAAGAAGGAGAAGGAGGAGGCAGACCAACUUCUGGAGCAACAGCGAUUGGUUUACGAGAGCAAAUUGCAAGAACUUCAGAAACAGGUCGAGACUCGUUCUCUUAUUGCUGAGACACUGGAUGAAGAAGAGCUGGAAGAGGAGGAGGAAGAGGAAGAGCCUAAACUACUGGGAUUGCCGUGGACUCAGCAUGAGUUUGAGCUGGCACAGUGGGCCUUCAGGAAGUGGAGGUACCAUCAGUUCACCUCCCUCCGUGACCAGCUGUGGGGAAAUGCUGUCUACCUGAAGGAGGCCAACGCCAUAAGUGUGGAGCUUAAGAAGAAAGUCCAGUUCCAGUUUGUCUUGCUGACAGACACGCUGUACUCGCCGCUGCCCCCUGAGCUCCUGCCCCCAGAGCCAGAGAAAGAGCGAGACUCCAGGCCUUUCCCCCGCACCGUGGUUGCUGUGGAGGUUCAGGACCUUAAGAAUGGGGCCACGCACUACUGGUCCCUUGAUAAACUCAAGCAGAGGCUGGACCAGAUGAGAGAGAUGUAUGACCGUGCAGGCGAAAUGGCCUCCUCACACCAGGACGACGGCGAGAGCACUUUGACAGGAAAUGACCCCUUCUAUGAUCGUUUCCACUGGUUUAAGCUGGUGGGGAGCUCCCCCAUCUUCCACGGUUGUGUCAAUGAGCACCUGGUCGACCGCACGCCCUCGCCUACCUUCUCCACCACCGACUCCGAGAUCACCGAGCUGGCGGACGAACGCCAGAGUGAGAUGUCUGACUUGAUCGACGAUGAGGCAUUUGUGGACGACACCAGCUCGGACGCCGGCACCGAGGAGGGCUCGGACAUAUUCAGCGACGGCCAGGACCCCUUCUAUGACCGCUCCCCCUGGUUCAUCCUGGUGGGAAGAGCUUUCGUGUACCUGAGCAACCUGCUGUACCCUGUACCACUGGUGCACCGUGUUGCCAUAGUAACAGAGAAGGGCGCGGUGCGUGGUUUCCUGCGCGUGGGGGUCCAGGCUAUAGCUGCUGACGAGGAGGCUCCAGACUACGGGUCAGGAGUUAGACAGUCAGGAACCGCCAAGAUUUCCUUUGAUGAUGAAUACUUCAAAAAGAAUGACUUUCCCUCCACGGUUAUGACCCGCUCCGGCUUGUCCCUAGAAGAGCUGCGCAUUGUGGAGGGUCAGGGUCAGAGUUCAGAGGUCAUCACACCCUCGGAGGAGCUCAACAGAAUCAAUGACAUGGACAUCAAGCUGGAUGACAUUGCAGAAACCAAGCUGAGUCAUGGUGACGGUCGCGUGGGUCAGCUGGAGGUGGGCAGCAUCUUCACCUUCCGCGUUACCGUGCUCCAGGCCAGCGGCAUCCUGCCCGAGUAUGCCGACAUCUUCUGCCAAUUCAAUUUCCUGCAUCGUCAUGAUGAAGCUUUUUCAACUGAGCCACUGAAGAACACCGGCAAAGGAGCUCCUCUGGGCUUUUAUCACGUCCAGAAUAUUUCAGUAGAAGUCACAGAGUCCUUUAUUGAGUACAUCAAGACCAAGCCCAUUGUGUUCGAAGUGUUUGGCCAUUACCAGCAGCACCCGCUGCAUUUUCAUGGUCAGGACCUGAUCAGUCCUCCAACACCAUCAAGGAAAUACUAUCCUAUCCCCAUGCCUCUAUCGAGACCAGUUCCAGCCACCAAGUUGAACACCAUCUCCAAGUCCAACCUGGGCCAGUGCGUCAGCAAGUACGACCUGCUGGUGUGGUUUGAGAUCAGCGAGCUCGAGCCCACUGGAGAGUACAUCCCAGCUGUAGUUGAUCACAGUGGAGGACUGCCCUGCCACGGCACCUACCUACUGCACCAGGGGAUCCAGCGGAGGAUCACUGUCACUCUCAUCCAUGAAAAGGGCAGCGAGCUCCACUGGAAGGACGUGCGAGAGCUGGUCGUGGGUCGAAUCAGGAACAAAGCUGAAGUGGACGACAGUGCUGCUGACGCCGUCCUGUCCUUGAACAUCAUUUCUGCCAAGAACAUCAAGUCAUCACACAACUCCAACAGGACUUUCUACCGCUUCGAGGCAGUGUGGGACAGCUCUCUGCACAACUCCCUCCUCCUGAACCGAGUCACUCCUUACGGAGAGAAGAUCUACAUGACCCUGUCUGCGUAUCUGGAGCUUGACCACUGCAUCCAGCCUGCUAUCAUUACCAAAGACAUCUGCAUGGUCUUCUACUCCCGGGACGCAAAGAUCUCCCCUCCCCGUUCCCUCAGGAACCUGUUUGGUAGUGGUUACUCCAAAACUCCUGACUGCAACCGAGUCACCGGCAUCUACGAGCUGAGCUUGUGCAAGAUGUCUGAUUCUGGAAGCCCAGGGAUGCAACGGAGGAGGAGGAAGAUCCUGGACACAUCAGUGGCUUAUGUGCGUGGAGAGGAGAACCUGGCUGGCUGGAGGCCCAGAGGAGACAGUCUGAUCCUGGAGCACCAAUGGGAGCUGGAGAAAAUGGAGCAGUUGCACGAAGUGGAGAAGACCCGUCACCUUCUCCUGCUGAGGGAGAAGCUGGUAGAGACGGCUCCAGUGGGCACGACUCCCACCACCAAGUCCCUGAGCGAGUUGCUCUCCCCGAGCAUGAGCUCUGGCACCCUGUCCACCUCCACCUCCAUCUCCUCGCAGAUCUCCAGCACCACCUUCGAAAGUGCCAUCACGCCCAGCGAGAGCAGUGGCUACGACUCGGCCGACAUCGAGAGCCUGGUGGAUCGUGAGAAGGAGCUGGCCACUAAGUGCUUGCACCUACUGACGCACACCUACAACAGUGACUACAACCAGGUGGUCAACAGUAUCAGUGACUGCAAGCUCUCUGACAUCUCACCCAUGGGACGUGAUCCAUCGGUGACAAGCUUCAGCAGCGCCACCAUCACCCCCUCCUCCACCUGUCCUUCUCUGUCUGACUCCCGCUGUGGCUCCCUUGACCAGAAGACCCCAGAGAACAGCUCCCGGGCCUCCAGUCCCUCCUGCUCAGACUAUGAAAACUUCCCGAUGGUUCCCACACUGGAGACGUCCUAUUUGGCGCGGGCUGGGAAGAACGAGUUCCUCAACCUAGUCCCUGAUAUUGAAGAGAUGAGGCCGGGGUCUGUUGUGUCCAAGAAGGGUAUACUGAGCUUCAUGGAGCCGCGCUCAAACUCGUGGGUGAAGCACUUUGUGGUUGUGCGCCGGCCCUAUGUCUUCAUCUACAACAGUGACAAAGACCCGGUGGAGCGGGGCGUCCUUAACCUCUCGACAGCACAGGUGGAAUACAGUGAAGACCAGCAGGCCAUGCUCAAGACUCCCAACACGUUUGCCGUGUGCACAAAACAUCGGGGAAUCCUGCUGCAGGCCAACAACGAGAAAGACAUGAACGACUGGCUGUACGCGUUUAAUCCCCUGCUAGCGGGGACGAUAAGAUCCAAGCUGGCGAGGAGGCGCAGCGGCCUGAUGAAGAACUGAGUGAGUCGAGCGGCACACAGGAAACUGCGGCGACCAUUCUUUCUGAAAAGCCUUUGAACAUACCAAGUGUUAACACUUAUUAAUCAUUGUGAUUCUUGACGGUUUCCUCUUGUAAGUAGACUUGUGGCUUGAGUCUCCUUUCAUUGCGACUAAAAGAAAUUUGCCUCCUCUCUCCCUCCAACAACCCUCUGCCAACUUCGCUUUCCUCCUCCUCUAUUUCUCUCCCACUACCUCCUCCUCCUCCUCCUCCUCAGCUUUUUGUGUAUUUGUUUCGAUGACAAUGUUUGGGUCUGAUUUUGUUCUGCUUCGUUGUCAUUCCCCAACUCCCUAAAUAGUAGCAUGUUGUAAUAGUCUACUUGUGUGUGCACGAUUCUUCAGGAACUGUUCUUUCUGGCCACUAAUUUUCAGUUUGCCAAUCAUCUGUGAAAAAAAGAAAAUGUCUCUAUCAGUGUUAUUUGUCUCCCUAGACAAGAGUUCUUAUUUUUGUUGUUUUUUUGUUUUGUUUUUAUUAAUAUGCCCACAUAAUAACUGCAGCAGUCUCAGGGGAUGACCAGGUUUGCUUACUAGAAAAAAAAAAUUAAAUCAAAUACAGUUGAAACCACGAAGGAAAAAUAUAAAAAUAUCUCCUUAUGAAGUAUCGGUUUACGCUCUGCUACUGAAGGCAGAGCUACUUCAAGAAACUAUUGCUGCUAACAAAUUCAAGUUCUUUUUCCUCCUCUUUAUGAGAUCUGCAUCAGGACUCAUCUAAAGCCAGCUCCAGCUCCCCUGUCCUGCCUCCUUUAUAUUCAAAACGUAAUCCCAACUCGGUGAAACACGAGGGCUGCACUGGAUUUCCACUGUCAUUCAUCCAUGUAAUGUUUAGAUCCCCCCCCCCCCACAUAGUGCCGUGUCCGUGACUAAUUACUUACAAUUGUGCAUUUGUGUCAACCUCAGACAUACACGCUAGAUGCAGAAACAUGCGGAAGUAGGAAGUCAUCAAAGAUUAAUUCAUAUCUCAGCGGCGAAAACUCGACGAUGGAUUGUUCAUGCAGGAGUAGAUCUUUCUGUCACUGUCCUUUCUUUUGUUGUUGUUGCUAUUUCAUCUCAGAUGAAAAACAGGGUUACCAGGAGAGGAUGAGGAGUGAGAGGAGGAGGAAGAUGGAUAGUACUCUGAAGAAGACAAUAUGUACAUACAGUCGGUUCUGGGAUCAGUGUGGUAGUUAACUCUCAUUGAAGACAUUCCCUCUUAAGCUCCUAAGAGUUCUUGUUACACUGAUAUGUUGAGCCUCGGACCGCAAAGAGAGUCUCAACAUUUUAUUUAAACCAUCACAAACAACGUUGCACCGAAGAUGAAAACAAAACACAGUACGAAGGGAGCGAGGAGUUAGAAGGAGGACGGAGUCGCUGUGCUUUAGCCUUUACGACAGUUGUUUAACGGAUGAAGCUCCCAGCACGUAGCCUGCAGCACAGAUCAUGACCCAGUCCAACCCAUGACUCCCCCGCACCAACACACGACAGUCAGGUGAGACUUCUGCAGAGUGAAGCUCUCACUGUUCAGAGCAAACACGGCUCAUCAUGUGUUCGUUUUCUAUUUGUGUUCUUGAAUAGAAACCUCUUGACCUUCACUGGUUUGACUUUUUUUAAAUUAUUAUUAACAUUUCUGUUUGGUUUUUUUUAAUCAUUCCAUAGUGGUGUUUUAUAUGAAAUGUAACGGAGGGCAUUUAUUUCUUCAUUUUUAAGCAAUGAUGUCGUUUGUUUAACCUUAUUUUGCACAUUAACACAUAUCUAUAGCAAGGUGAGGGCAGAUCACACGUGUCAGGAACACUGAUGUGAGCACAUGUCAAGGCUACACUGGAUUGUUGCUCUCCAAAGGGUUUACUAAAGAGAAAGAAGGGAUAUUAAAGGGACGACAUAUACUCAAAAGAUUUAUUUCUGACAUUGUUUAUGAAAAUUUUUGCUCUGUACAUCAUCAUACAGCUUAUGAUGUACUAUGACAUUUUUGGUGCCUCUGUUUCUACAAAAGUUAGAAGAGUGAUCGGUAGAGAUGGGCUCAAAUUAACUCUGGCCAACCAACCAGUAGUAAGCCCCCUGUAUCAUAUGAAAGAGAUGCUAAGGUUAGAUGUGUUGAAACAGAGGAACCCGCCGCCUGUUACAACUUUUUUGUGCAAUUAUUGGUGAAGCAGCUUCAUUGUUUGCGGACGUAAAGACAGAAAACUUUCAACUCCGAAAUGAAAACUGCCCUGAGGUCAGCCAACCUGCUGGUCAGAGAAACAAAAACCUGAUGAACUGUUUCUGAGAAAAUGUUUCAUCUUGUCUGUUUAGAAAGAAAAUGAAGAAGAAGAAAUAAGACUCGGUGCACCGAUCACAGUGCAACGUACCUCACGUGAACCUCAGCAUACUCAAUGUGUGUGAGAUGCAUGUUGUUGUGAAAGGAUGUCAGAGCAAACAUUUUCACUCCAGUGACUAAUUUGCAGAGGUAUAUUAUUAUUAUACUUUUUGGUACUGUGUAUUUAUUGUUUGCAAUGUAUAUAUUAGUUUGCAGCUCUUUGCACAUAUUAAUAAAAGGUUCAGCUGAUCUAAUGAAGUCUGCACGCUUUAGUUGUUCUACUCGGAACGAACCAAAAGACGACGUGGCAGCCUCCUCCAGCCUGAAGUGGGAGAGAGUCGAAUGUACUAUUUUUUUGUUCCAUCAUUAAAGAAUUAAAGAGAACUAUGGUGUAACCCGCUGCGCCCCGUUCAGGGGGAGGCGAGUUACGCUAGUGCUUCCUCUUGAUUAGAAAGUUGGUUUGAGUGGAAGUCUGCUUUUGAUUUGAAGGAUAUUUACUCACUGCUCACGCUCAACAGCCGCCGGAGUUCUUACAAAAACAAAGGUGGUUUUUAUCUCAUUUUAUUUGUUCUAAUAUCAGGGAAUAUAAUACGGAGUAGCUAGUUACAUUUAAAAUGACAGUAUACUAUUGUUUGUGCUGGCGUCUUUCGUCACCUCAACGCGUUUUUUUUCUCCGUUGAUGCCUUUCAAACAAAACUAGCCAUGAUAUUUUCCAUCUUCCCCUCUGACCAUUAAUAUCAGUUAACUGCGUUAACCUUUAGAUUUGUUCACGGCAAGACAAAAAAAGAGAACAAAACAAGACCAACAAAACCAUGACAUCCACAGUGUACAUUAUUUGUCAGACUGGUUUCAUUUUCAUACUUAUUUUGUAAAUAUCUGUGUUGUAUGGAGCUUGAAUUAAAAUGUAAAUAUGUUUACUGUAUUUGUAAUAAUUAUAAUCCAUUCGCUGUAUAGCAUAGAUGUGUCAUGCAGAUAUCCUAAUUCUGUGUACGGUAAUCUUACACCAUUGACCUGUUUAGUGAAUGAGGCAACAAUAAAAGUGCAAACUGUGCAUUAGCA
This is a messenger RNA of Scophthalmus maximus (turbot), 9241 nucleotides long. RefSeq names its product kinesin family member 1B (gene kif1b). NCBI's taxonomy places the organism in Eukaryota, Metazoa, Chordata, Actinopteri, Pleuronectiformes, Scophthalmidae. Gene Ontology annotation, biological process: microtubule-based movement. Bases 379 to 5877 code for a protein of 1832 amino acids. The record is from RefSeq and is a predicted model, not a curated record. Gene Ontology annotation, molecular function: microtubule binding; microtubule motor activity; ATP binding. The transcript has 50 exons.